This is a messenger RNA of Perca flavescens (yellow perch), 2712 nucleotides long. Its product is annotated as lysine-specific demethylase 6B-like. NCBI's taxonomy places the organism in Eukaryota, Metazoa, Chordata, Actinopteri, Perciformes, Percidae. The transcript is spliced from 10 exons. The coding region runs from base 124 to 2712 and encodes 862 amino acids. The record is from RefSeq and is a predicted model, not a curated record.
UAGGCUUUGGGGUUCUUGGUGCUAAAGACAGAGGAGUCGGGCAGUACAGAUAUUCUCAGUGUUGGAGUGAGGCCCUCUCUGUGCUGCAGUGGAGGGCUUCACAGACACAGCUAGUCUGGCUGGAUGCAUCACGCAGUAGAGCAGUUUGGCGGGCGUGGCACACGGGAUUCCUUCCCUCUGGACGGACUCAACCGGGGACCAUGGGCUCCCGUGGGCGGCCGCGCCUGGCAGCCACCUGCCAGGUGUUCGCCUGGAAUAAACCACCAGCUCCUUUCCCAUCUACCUCCUGGUCCUAUGGGCGGACUGAACCAUCCCAGUAAAUUCUUUAGUAAUGGGCCCAUGCGAGGAUGUGAAAAACUUGAGCUCCCACAGCCAAUGUUGCCAGGUCUGCAGAGGGAGCAGCAGAGACCUCCUCAUCAUCAUCUUCACCCUCCACCUCCCCACAGAGCAUGGGAGCAACUAGGUCAGCUCUAUGAAUCCCACCUCCCUCCUCAAGGACAUCCUGUUGUGCCACUGCCCAAUGAGCACUCACUUCGUCCCCAUAAUGGAGGCUAUGCAGGCAACAGCGGCCCUCCCCCCAACCCCCAUCUUCCCCACAACAGACCAAACCAACUGCUGAAGUUUCGGUGUUGUCUUUAUUGUCUGUUUUGUCCUCAGGAGCAGCAUGUUCCCCGGGGUCCGCCAUUGCUGGGAGAUGAGAUGUGGGCUCAGGUGCACCAGCAGAGGGGCUACCCAGGGAAGAUGCUAGGGGGUCAGCUGAAGAGGCCAGGCCCUCCAUUGGGAGAGCACUCUGUUAUCCAGCACACUCCUCUGCCAUCCAUGCACCCGUCCUCCCGCCCAGCUGCAGAGGACUGUCCCAGCCCCAGCAAGAGAAAAAAGAGUUCGGAUCAGGUAUCUCAUCCUGGACUGCAGCGUUUCCCUGGCCCUGGCCAGUCUUUGCCAUCUCAGCACCAGUCAUCAGUCCACCACCUCCCUCCAAAAGCUGCCUUGUGGAACCCCCUUCACAAGAACACUCCUUGGCAGCCCCAGACUUCUGACCGUAAGAACCCACAAUCGCAGGAGUUCCAGCUCAGAACAGAAACCAACAAACAAGGAAUGGGUAGCUAUGCCCAAAAGUCCUCUCCUGCCUCUUCCACUCCUUCAAACUUCUCCCCUCCACCAAACUCCUCCCCGGGAAGCUACAACCAGGGAUGUGCUCCUCAGCUCCAGAAAGACGCAUUCCAACCUCAGGCUGUAAACCAGCAGUCCCCUCACUCCUCCUACACCAGCUCCAAACCCUGCCAAACCAUGGAGCCUCGUGGUGCUCACAACCAGAGAGGCCCUCUCAUUGGGGGCCAAGGUGGCGGCCAAGCUACCUCUCACACGGCAUCUACCCCAACCAGGUUAGACAGAGAUCAACACCUACAUGCCCAAUCGUCACCAGCAAACCCUCCUGCAACCAGCAACAACAGCAGCAGCAGCAGUGUGCCUUACAGCCACUUCCAGCCUCAUCCAGGGCUGGGGCACAAGGGUCCACCUCCUCCUCCUCCUCCUGGCGGCAGCACCUCAGUACCUCAGCAUCUGCAAAGUAGGCCCCAUGAGGCUUGGAGAUACCAGAGCAGGCCCAGCAGUCACUCCCUAGAGUCGGGUAUCUACAGGCCUCCAGGACUGCUACCUCAGAGCCAGCAGAGCCACAAUCAGGUCGUGGAUAGCCGGGUUCCAGUUCCUUCCCAGCAUCACCAUCAUGUCAGCCCUCCUCUGCCCCAAACCAAUUCCACUCGAACACCUGUCAUCACAGCCAAUCAUCCCAUAGCCCAGGCCUCUUGCGCCAUAGGUGGCUAUAGUAACAGCAGGAGCUCUACUGGUGUAACCAUGACUGGUGUCUCCACAGUGACCACAUCACCCCCUGCUGGUUGCCCUGUGAACAAUGGCAGCAGUAAUAGCGGUUGGCAGAGAGGAAGAGAGCCAGUAACCCAAACCUCCACCCGUGGCGUCACUAGCCCCAUCUCUCAGCUGGAUGCUCUGCUGCAGCCAGGAUGUCAGAGAGGCCAGACUACCACUGCCAACCAGCUUCACCAACAGGAGCUGCCCAGACCACAACAUGGACCCACCAAGUCCCGGCCCACGAAGGGGAAGACGUCAUACUAUGCUCAGGCAAAGAUGGAGCAACCUCCUGCAUUUUCCUCAUCAUCUUCGUUGUUCUCCUCAGGGCACCAGAGGGCAGGGGACAGUGUGAUUACAAGCAGAGUUUCAAAUCCUCUUCCUGGCUCUCCUACAACGUACCGCUCAGCUCCACGCUCUACUGGCAAUACUGCACCUCAGCCAUCCAAUCCAUCCAUUCCAGCCGUCUCAUCCAGACUGGGUCAUCAUUUAGAAUUUGCUGUGACACGGGCGUACUCUGAGCCCCAGAUUUGUCCACCAGCUCAGACCUCUGUUCCUCAGUCCAUUGAAGAGGCUCUAGACAAGCUUGAUGCAGAGCUAGAGGGUCACAUGCAAGCUGAAGAAAGGAGGAAGAGGGACAGAGAAGUGGAGCAAGAGAGAAAAAUCAGAGAAGAGCAAAGGCAAAAGAAAGAAUGGGAGAUGAGACAAAAGCGGGAUGAAGAGAAGAAGAGGAAGGAGCUGGAGAAGGAGGAGGAGAGGAAGAAGAGAGAACUGGACAAACAGGAGGAGGAGCGGAGAAGGAGAGAAUGGGAGAGACAGGAGCAGGAGAGAAAGAGGAGAAGAGAGAAGUAG